AUGGACACAACUAGUCCGUUGGGCUGGUCGUCCUCGCAGUUGGCAGAGUGGUUGAGUGAUCAGGGAUUCGAGGGAUCAAUUGUUGAACUUCUCACGGAAAUCCAUGGUGUAAGUUAACAGUUCUAAGUGCCAAAAUUGCAUUGAAAAAGCGGUUAUAUUUGUGGGGAAUGUUUCAGGUAGAUGGCCCGAUGUUCGUAAAUUUGACAGAAAAUGAUCUCCGGCAACCUCCCGUGGCAUUAAAGAAAUUGGGAGAUAUCAAGAAUUUGAUGAAAGCUCAAGUGCAGCUCAAAUCCGUUGCUAAAUUGGCGUUGAAGUGCGAACAUAUGGAUAGCUUAAGCGAUGGAACAGAAUCAACCAGUCGAUUGCUUCAAACAGCGUCAGAGGAUAGUCUAGAAGAUUUCUUUGGUCGUUCUACCGUGUAUGUGUAAUAUACCAUUCUAGCAUAUUAUGAAUCCAAUUGAAAAUUUACUGGUUAGAUGCCAAAAAUGAUAAACGAAACUUUAGGAAGUCCAUGAAGAUGCGAUGUGGUCUGAUGACGAAAGAAGAGUUAAUUCGAAGUGUGGAGAGUCCGGACACUCAUGUGAAAUCGUGGAUAAAGUUGCUGGUCGCAUUUUUUUACUGCCUUUUAUCUUUGUGGAUCACGGCCUUGGUUAUGGUGGUUGUUCAUGAUCGAGUUCCGGACAUGAAGAUGUAUCCUCCGUUGCCCGAUCUUGUUCUUGACAAUCUCCCUCUUAUUCCUUGGGCUUUCGAGCUCUGUGAGCUUAUUGGAGUGGCAUUAGCUGGUCUUUUCUUAGCAAUUAUCAUUUUUCACAAACACAGGUGAGCCCGAUAUUGUUAAAUAUUGUUUGUUUUUUAGGGUUGUUAUUUUGCGACGAUGUUUUUCGUUGUUUGGCACGGUAUUUCUUCUGCGAUGCGUGACUAUGCUUAUCACUUCCUUAUCAGUUCCCGGGGUGCAUCUUGAAUGCACGGCGAAGGUGAGUGGACUUUAAUUCGAGGAAAGAGGAUAAAUCAUCGUGGGAAAAGACUUUUGAAAGAUAUUUUUUGCUUUCUUUACAUGUUUAUAAAUUGGUCUUAAUGUAACGCAGUGCAAAUGGGUAUUUGCAGAAUUAUGACACCAUGUCAGCUAAGAUCAAACAAGCCUACCAUAUCUGGUCUCAUCUGGGAAUGUCAAUUCAAGGAGUGAGAACUUGCGGGGAUUAUAUGUUCAGUGGACAUACAACAUCAAUUACAUUACUCAACCAUUUUAUCACGGAAUGUACGUUACUUUUAUAUUGUCAAUUAGUUCUUUAGACACCCCUGAAGAUUGGUACGGUCUUCAUACGAUGACAUGGGUAUUGAACAUCUUCGGGAUCUUUUUCAUUUUGGCAGGGCAUGAACAUUACAGUAUCGACGUGUUUGUUGCUUUCUAUAUAUCUUCUAGACUCUUCCUCUUCUAUCACACUUAUGCGUAUCAUCAUGCCAAUUUGUCUUUCUCAGAUUGGAGAGUUCGAGUUUGGUAUCCUUUAGGAUGGUAAGCAAUUAUGACUUUAAUGUGACGGUAUUAAAUUUAAUGAUUGUCAUGUGUAAAUCUAAAUAUUUUUAGGUUCUUUGAGUCCGGUUCGGCGGGUCGUGUCGUCAACGAAUUUGAGAUCCCGUUUAUGGACAAGACCGAGGAAUUAAAAGAAAAUGUGUUUAGAGUUACUCAGCUUGUCCCUAAAAAGAAUUCCAUCGGCAGAAAAUCCGAGUGA
Molecule: messenger RNA, 1727 nt
Organism: Bursaphelenchus xylophilus (pine wood nematode)
Lineage: Eukaryota; Metazoa; Nematoda; Chromadorea; Rhabditida; Aphelenchoididae
Source: the annotation of a GenBank genome assembly